Messenger RNA from Andrographis paniculata, 1637 nucleotides. RefSeq names its product transcription initiation factor IIE subunit alpha-like. The record is from RefSeq and is a predicted model, not a curated record. Lineage: Eukaryota; Viridiplantae; Streptophyta; Magnoliopsida; Lamiales; Acanthaceae. Gene Ontology annotation, cellular component: transcription factor TFIIE complex. The coding region runs from base 159 to 1580 and encodes 473 amino acids. The transcript is spliced from 11 exons. Gene Ontology annotation, biological process: transcription initiation at RNA polymerase II promoter; transcription open complex formation at RNA polymerase II promoter.
UUAAUCUUCAGUCGCCGUCUACUUCAGUCGCCCUAAUCGCUGGCCUCAAUUUCCACCGUCCUCAGCUGCCCUGGCCCAAUUGAUUUUACUCAGCAGCAUCUUCUCCGUCUAUCAGUCGUUGACAGCCGCCGGGCCUGCAUUUUUCUAAAGUGGGAGCCAUGAGCAGCAUCGAACCAUUUAACCGUCUGGUGAAACUUGCAGCAAGGGCUUUUUAUGAUGACAUAACUACAAAAGGUGAAAACCAGCCCAAGAAUGGAAGAGGCGACAACAGAGGGAUUGCCGUGGUGGUUCUUGAUGCUCUUACUAGGCGGCAAUGGGUGAGGGAAGAAGAUUUGGCUAAAGAUUUGAAGCUUCAUACCAAGCAACUUCGUCGGACUCUCAGGUUCUUUGAAGAAGAAAAAUUAGUGGCUCGUGAUCACCGGAAGGAGACUGCAAAAGGUGCAAAAAUGCACAAUGCUGCAGUGGCUGCCACUGGUGAUGGUCCACAAACUGGAAGAGAAGGCGAGGAGAAACUCAAGAUGCAUACUCACUCAUAUUGUUGUCUAGACUAUGCACAGAUAUAUGAUGUUGUGAGAUAUAGAUUACAUCGAAUGAAGAAAAAACUGAAGGAUGAAUUGGAGAGCAAAAAUACAGUUCAGGAGUAUAUAUGCCCCAAUUGCAGUAAGAGAUAUACCGCUCUUGAUGCACUCCGGUUGGUUACUCCAUAUGAUGAAUACUUCCACUGUGAAAGCUGCAAUGGGAUCCUUGUGGCUGAAAGUGACAAGUUUGCUGCUCAAGAGUUAGGAGAUGGAGAUGAUAAUGCAAGAAGGCGUCGCCAUGAAAAGUUAAAGGACAUGCUGAAAACUAUGGAGGAACAGCUCAAGCCAUUAAUGGACCAACUUGCAAGAGUCAAGGAUUUACCUGUUCCCGAAUUUGGUAGUCUUCAAGCAUGGGAACUUAGAGCAAGUGCAGCCAACCGAGCUGCCAAUGGAGACCUCAAUGCCAAUGACCCUUCAAAAUCUUCUAAUGGCCUUGGCUUUGGUGGAACUCCCAUGCCCUAUGUUGGAGAGACAAAGGUUGAGGUUGCUUUCACAGGUAUUGAUGAUAAAGGAGAAAGUGUUAAAACUGCGAGUGCAAAUGCACCUAUGAAAGUUUUGCCUCCAUGGAUGAUAAAAGAAGGAAUGAACCUUACAAGAGAGCAACGUGGGGAAGCCAAGGCAGAGUCGAAGACUGGCGGUAAUUUGACAGCUUCUGGAAAUUUUGAUGACAAAAAAUCCACCACUGCAAACGAGGAUGAAAAGAACAUACAGGAUGAAUACAUCAAAGCAUAUUAUGCUGCUCUACUUAAGCGCCAACAGGAGCAAGAAGAAUCAGUCAAGAAGGAAGAAGAGUCGACUAACGCUACAAUCUCCCAUGGAAACCUAACUGCUGAACGCCAAGUUGGCAUGAAGUCAAAACGAGAUGAUUAUGAGGGAGAUAAUGCUGAGUGGGAGGAGCCCCCUCCAACAGGUGGCGCAACCGGGUAUUAUAAAGUUGGCGACUUAAAUAUGGAAGCUGAAGUUUCCGAAGAGGAAGAAGACAUCGACUGGGAAGAAGGCUGAAUGCUCAACUACAGCACGACUCUCCUGCCAUUAGAACUAAUUCAGUGAUAGUGUGAC